Messenger RNA from Antechinus flavipes (yellow-footed antechinus), 5876 nucleotides. It is a transcript of the gene ARHGEF40, whose product is annotated as Rho guanine nucleotide exchange factor 40. The record is from RefSeq and is a predicted model, not a curated record. The transcript has 24 exons. Lineage: Eukaryota; Metazoa; Chordata; Mammalia; Dasyuromorphia; Dasyuridae. Gene Ontology annotation, molecular function: guanyl-nucleotide exchange factor activity. The coding region runs from base 745 to 5298 and encodes 1517 amino acids.
GCAUAGUGGGCGGGAAAGAAGGGGGGUGGAGAAGAUGGAAUUGUACCGACAGUGGCUGUGGAGUCCCCUAAUUGCCCUCCGUCCAUCACCAAGAGAUAUUUAAUUUAUGAGAAGACUCUCAGACCAAGUCUGGACAUCAGAAAUCGAGACUCAAAGGAGGGGAAAACAUGGCCCAAUGUAGCGUUUCGAGAUAAGUGGUCCCCAGCCCCGAGCCCUCCAGGAGAGGGGAUAUCGGGAAAGAUUCACCCCAAGUCCCACAGAUUUAUUUGAGAGUCGGAUCCCAGCAGAACCCGAGGGAAGGAGACCAGUCAGCAGGCAAAAGGGGAAUCCCUGGGAGAGUCUGGCUGUCCGGUGGGUUAAGAUCCUGAGUAAAUUAAUUGGGAUCUGGGAUGGAUGAGAAUCGAGAAUACGUGUGUAGCUGUUCUGGGUAGAUGGGCGGAGUGAGAUUGAGGUGUCCCAGGGAGUUGUACAUCUCCCGUUAGAUCAAGUCGCAGAGAAGCGAGUCUGGGGAACUGGGGGAGGUUAGAGGGGGUGUGCUUAGGGGCGGGGCGGCCGUCUCGGUCCCCCUUAGUGGAGCCCCGCGGCCUGGGAGCUGGAGCCCGGGCUUAGCUUCUGCUACUGCCGCCGGGGCCGGAGCUGUCCCCCGCCCCAGCCAGACCAAGUGAGAGCCGCCGGAGGAAGGGAAGCGGUGCGCCCCGGCCCCGCCUGGACUCAGCCGCGAGUUGGGGCCCGGUGCCCCGAGCCAUGGAGCCCGAGCCAGUAGAAGAUUGUGUACAGAGCACUCUGGCUGCACUGUAUCCACCUUUUGAGGCAACUGCACCCACGCUGCUGGGCCAGGUGUUCCAGGUGGUAGAGCGUACCUACCGAGAAGAUGCUUUGCGCUAUGCCUUGGAUUUCUUGGUGCCCGCUAAACAUCUUCUUGCCCGAAUCCAACAGGAGGCCUGUGCCCAGUACAGCGGCUUCCUCUUUCUUCACGAGGGCUGGCCACUCUGUCUGCAUGAGCAGGUGGUGGUACAGCUGGCUGCUCUGCCCUGGCAGCUGCUUCGACCCGGAGACUUCUACCUGCAAGUCGUGCCCUCGGUGGCACGAGCCCCUCACCUGGCACUCAAGUGCUUAGCCCCAGGGGGUGGACGGGUGCAGGAACUUCCAGUCCCUGCAGAAGCCUGUGCCUACCUUUUCACCCCCGAGUGGCUGCAAGGUAUCAACAAAGACCGCCCUGCUGGGCGCCUCACCACGUGCCUCCUGGCAUCACCCACAGGGGUCCAGCGGCUGCCUUGGGCUGAGCUCAUCUGCCCGCGCUUUGUGCACAAAGGCAGCCUCAUGGUAGGACAGCGCCCGGUCUCUCUGCCCCCAGAGAUUCCCCCAGCACCCCCGGGGCUCUCCAGCCCCCCUCCGCCCGAGGAGGCCCUGGGCACUCGAAGCCCCGGGGAUGGGCACAAUGCCCCUGCAGAAGCCCCCGAGGGCGAGUAUGUGGAGCUGUUAGAAGUGACCCUGCCAUCCCGAGGGUGUCCAGGGGAUGCAACAAGCUCCCCUGGCCUCUCCAGGACUCAAACUGUACCUGCCAGGAAAGGCGCAGGCGGGAAGGGACGGCACAGACGACACCGAGCGUGGCUGCACCAGAAGGGGACAGUGCCCCGGGGUCAAGAUGGAGCUCGGCCCCCGGGAGAAGGGAGCAGCACCGGAGUCAAUACUGGCUCUCCCCCUCGAGCCGAAUCCCCUCAAGAAGAAGGAACGCUUGAUGCUCCCGAACUCCCCGCUGAGGCACUGGGAGGGGAGGCUGAUCCUUUCCCUCUGAGACCAAAUGAGGGUGGGGAUGGGCCAGGCCAGGGGGAUGAGGGACUAGCUGGGACACCCCGGAAAGUAGGCAAAGGAAACAGAAGGAAGAAGCGCGGGGGAGGCAGAGGAACUGCUGGGCAGGGGGCAGAAAGUGUACCGUCAAGCCCCAGGACCAAAGAAAAGAUAGAUCAUCUGGAGGCCCAGAUGAUCACCCCAAAUGAGAUGGUGCUCUCGGGAGUCAGCCUGGUACAAGAAGAAGACCCUGAAUGUGCAGAAAAGACUAAGUUAGAACCAGACCCUGAACCGGAGGAAGUAAAGGAAAAAGAGCUCAUUGCCUCUUCUGCUGGUGAUUCUGCAGAAGAGGGGAGAGGGGAAGCAGAGCCCACCCCACAGAGCAUGGCUGCUGCAGAAGGAUCCCCCCACCCAGAGGAGCCCCCAUCUAGUCCCCUCAUGCCGCCGUCUCAGGCUGGGAAGGACAAGGAAGGCAGGAGCCCCGAAGGGAAUGUCCCGACUUUGGCUGGUGAUGACUCCAGUAUGACAUGGGACUUGAUGGCAUCUGGAUUUUUCAUGCUGACUGGUGGGGUGGACCAGAGUGGCCGGGCCCUGUUGACCAUCACUCCACCAUGCCCUCCGAUUGAGCCUCCACCCACACAAGCAGAGAUGAGCAUCGUUCUUUGUUACCUCUAUUCGCUGCUCAGGUCUGAUCUGAAGACAUUGGGGUUUUCUGUCCUUCUGGACCUUCGGUGUGCUCCCUUGCUUCCACCGGGGCUCAUGCCUGUUCUCAGUGACCUUCAGGAUUCCAAAAAGCAUCCUGUGAUACAGCGAUUGAUGAUUCUAACUCAGAAUGAGCCCCCCACUGAGCUCAAUGAUCUUCAGGGUGCUGAGUUUCUGUCAGAGAGUGACCUACUAACUGUGGCCAAGCCUGAAGAGCUACAGAAAGAUCUAGGAGGUCACAGGGAUGAUCCUUCUCCACAGCGCUGGACAGAAACACAUCGGGAAGUAGCAAGACUAUGCCAAUUGUGCCACGAUGUGCUUCGCUCCGUUCGGGAGGCCAUUGAGGAGCUCGAAGGGGCCGUGGAGCCUGAGGGAGAGGUGAAAGUGGGAAGCCCGGAGCCCCUGCUGAAGGUGCUGGCAGAUCCCCGGCUGGCAGAACUGCAGCGGGAUGGAGGAGCCAUUCUCAUGAGGCUGCGCAUGGCCCACAGCAGCAGGUUGGAGGGCCCAGGCCCUGCCAUUCUGUACCAGGAAGUGGAUGAAGCCAUUCACCAGCUUGUGCGUCUGUCCAACCUUUACCUGCAGCGACAGGAGGAUCAGCGACGUCAGCACAGGCUCCUCCAGGUGUUACAGUGGCUUUCUGGUCCAGGAGAAGAGCAGCUGGUGAGCUUUACUGAGCUUGGAGAUUCCCUCCCUGCCCUACAGGAGUCAGAGAUGCGUUUCCAAGCCUUCAGUUCUGAAGCCCAGGAGCAUCUGGCCCAGGCUCGGGAGGCCCUGACCCAGGAGGAGGACGCUACCACCCAGCAGCCCCUGGAUGACUUUGAGCAGCGAUUGGAACAAGUAGAAAGUAGCCUCCAUCGGGCCCUCCGGCUACACCGUUUCUUUCAACAGGCCCACGAAUGGGUGGAUGAAGGAACAGCAAAAUUAGCAGGAGCAGGACCAGGUCAGGAGGCUGUAUUAGCGGCCCUGGCCCCAGUGCCCAGUGCUGGCACCUUCCAAGAAAUGAGGGCUCUGGCCCUGGAAUUGGGCAGCCCAGCAGCACUCCGAGAAUGGGCCCGCUGCCAUGCCCGAUGUCUGGAGCUAGAACGGAAGGUUCAGGAGUUUCUGGGGGAUGAAACAAGUCCACAAGGCCGCUGCCGGCGUCGGGCAGACAGUGCCAGCAGUGGCAAAAGCAAACAGGACCCGCUCAGCCCCUCUCGAAGCCUCAGCUUAUUGCUCCUCCCCAAUAGCCCUGGCCCCCGAUCAGCUCCUUCCCACUCUUCCCUGGCACCCUGUGGGGAAGACAGUGAGGAAGAAAUGGCAGAACUUGCUCCUGAGGCUCCAGGCAAGCCCCGGCCUGGGACCACGCGAGCUGUCCUGAUCCGGGGCCUAGAGGUCAGCAGCACUGAGGUGGUGGACAGGACCUGCUCGCCCAGGGAACAUGUCCUGCUGGGUCGAGCUGGAGUCCCCGAUGGGCCCUGGGGGGUUGGCACCCCUCGGAUGGAACGCAAGAGAAGCAUCAGCGCCCAGCAGCGGUUGGUGUCAGAGUUGAUCUCCUGUGAGCAAGAGUAUGUAACAGUAUUGGGUGAACCAGUGCCACCAACAGGGUCCGAGCUGACAGGAGAGCUUCGGGCUGACUGGACGGCAGUCCUGGCUGCUCGGGAGAGACUCCGAAACUUCCAUCGGGUGCAUUUCCUUCGGGAGCUGCAAGGCUGUGCUGCCCACCCUCUUCGAGUUGGGGCUUGUUUCCUGAGGCAUAGGGACCAGUUCAAUCUGUACGCUCAGUAUUUGAAACAUCGGCACAAACUAGAAGCUGGCCUGGCUGCACUCAACACCCCAAACAAAGGUUCCACAGAAAGUGGCUCCUACCUGCCCAGAUUUGUACAGCAACCCCUGGAACAGUUAGCUCGAUAUGGGAAACUCUUGGAGGAGUUGCUGAAAGAGACAGGGACUGAGUUGAGCUCUGAACGUCAAGCUCUGGCAGCUGCUCUGCAGCUGCUGAGGGACCAAGAGGACAGAGGCCGGGACCUGCUGGCUGUGGAGGCCAUUCGUGGCUGUGAGUUGGAUCUGAAGGAGCAGGGGCAGCUGCUACACCGAGAUCCUUUCACUGUCUUCUGUGGGAGGAGAAAAUGCCUGCGCCAUGUCUUCCUCUUUGAACAUCUCCUCCUCUUUAGUAAACUCAAGAGCCCUGAAGGUGGACCUGAGAUUUUUGUUUACAAGCAGGCCUUUAAGACUGCAGACAUGGGGCUGACAGAGAACAUUGGGGACAGCGGGCUCUGCUUUGAGCUGUGGUUCCGAAGACGGCGUUCCCGGGAAGCAUACACACUUCAGGCCACCUCAUCUGAGAUUAAACACAAAUGGACAAGCUCCAUUGCCCAGCUACUUUGGAGACAGGCAGCCCACAACAAGGAACUUCGAGUGCAACAGAUGGUAUCCAUGGGCAUUGGAAACAAACCCUUUUUGGACAUCAAAGCCCUUGGGGAGAGGACCCUGAGUGCCUUGCUCACAGGGAGAGCUGCUCGAACCCGGGCCUCCGUGGCUGUCUCUUCUUUCGAGCAUGUCGGCCCCUCCCUACCCUGCCUCUCCCCCGGAGCCUGCUCCCUGCCGGCCCGCGUCGAGGAGGAGGCCUGGGACCUGGACAUCAAGCAGAUCUCCCUGGCACCUGAAUCACCGGACUCUUCUGGCGAAGUGUCCCCGAGAGCAAGAAGCAGCCCCAGCCUACAGCACUCCAACCUUAGGAGCAGCACCCCUCUUCUGCCUGGUGGAGGGAUCUUGGGGUUUGCCCGCCCGAGCCAUACUCGAGCCCCAAGUGAUCCCACCACUCCUCUGUGACCCUGGAGCUCUGGGAGUAGGUCCAGAAUGCAACAGGAGCACCACCUUUGAAGGACAUUUUGGGUUGGGGUGGAGGCAUAAUAUAGGCAUGAGAGAAUGUCAUGCUUCUUCCUUUCAUUUUUAUUUUCUGGGAAAGAGGGGUCAAGGGACCAGUGCAUUAUUAUACUGCUCCCCCCUACCCCUUGCUCUUCCUAGCUUGGUGCCUUUGCCUGCGGGACCCAAGGUGACUACAUCUGCUCAUCAGUGAAACCCUGAAAUAGGAGCAAUUAUCCCUCUUCCCUUUCUUCCUUAAUCCUAACCCAUCCUCUAGAAAAUAUAUCACUGCACAUGCCCAGUACUCCUCUACCCACAACUUUUUAUUUCUCUUCCAUCCCUUACUCCUCCCUAAAGGAAAUCAUCUCUUCGGGGCAAACUGGAGUAUUAUGGGAAAUGGACCAUCACAGGAGACAGAACUAUGCAAAUUGUUGUGGGAGGAAAGGGUUGGGGAACCUGAAAGUAUCUUCUAUGUAAUUAUGUUAUUAUAAUUACUAUUGCCAUAUUAAAUGUAUUUACUGGAGUCAUCUCCUGGAAACAGGAAA